AUGGAGCCGCAGCCCGGCGGCGCCCGGAGCUGCCGGCGCGGUGCCCCCGGCGGUGCCUGCGAGCUGGGCCCAGCGGCCGAGACGGCGCCCAUGAGCCUGGCCAUCCACAGCACGACGGGCACCCGCUACGAGCUGUCGGUGCCCCCCGACGAGACGGUGGAGGGGCUGCGCAAGAGGCUGUCUCAACGCCUCAAAGUGCCCAAGGAGCGCCUGGCGCUGCUCCACAAAGACACCCGGCUCAGUUCGGGGAAGCUGCAGGAGUUCGGCGUGGGGGAUGGCAGCAAGCUGACGCUCGUGCCCACCGUGGAGGCGGGCCUCAUGUCUCAGGCCUCCAGGCCAGAACAGUCUGUGAUGCAGGCCCUCGAGAGCUUGACUGAGACCCAGGUCAGUGACUUCUUGUCGGGCCGCUCGCCGCUGACCCUGGCGCUGCGCGUGGGUGACCAUAUGAUGUUCGUCCAGCUGCAGCUCGCAGCCCAGCACGCCCCACUGCAGCACCGCCACGUGCUGGCUGCCGCCGCCGCUGCCACCCGUGGAGACCCCAGCGUGACGACCACCCCUGUGUCCUCUCCCUGCCGGCCAGUGUCCAGUGCCACCCGCGUCCCCCCAGUGCCCACCGGCCCUGCGCCCACGUCCUCCCCUGUCACGGCCGGCUCCUUCCGCUCCCACUCGGCCUCUGCCACCUGCCCCGAGCAGAUGGACUGCUCCCCCCCCGCCAGCGCCGGUGCCAGCCCCACGUCCCCCACCGGGGGCAGCCCCACGUCCCGCUCCCGCAAACCUGGCGCAGUCAUCGAGAGCUUCGUGAACCACGCCCCGGGGGUCUUCUCAGGGACCUUCUCUGGUACGCUGCACCCCAACUGCCAGGACAGCAGCGGGCGGCCGAGGCGGGACAUCGGCACCAUCCUGCAGAUCCUCAAUGACCUCCUGAGUGCCACGCGGCACUACCAGGGCAUGCCCCCAUCGCUGACCCAGCUGCGGUGCCACGCCCAGUGUGCCCCAGACCUCGCCCCCAAAACUACCUCCUGCGAGAAGCUGGCGGCCGCAGCCCCGGCCUCCCUGAGCCAGGCCCGCCUGUGCAAGCCCCCGGGGGACCGGCUGCGGCAGACAGAAAACCGAGCCACCCGCUGUAAGGUGGAGCGCCUGCAGCUGCUGCUCCAGCAGAAACGGCUCCGCAGAAAGGCCCGGCGCGACGCCCGGGGCCCCUACCACUGGCCGCCCAGCCGCAAGGCCGGCCGCAGCGACAGUACCGGCGGCGGGGGAGGCGGCAGCCCCAGUGAGGCAGCUGGCUUGGGCCUCGACUUCGAGGACGCCGUCUGGAAGCCAGAAGUGAACCCCGACAUCAAGUCAGAGUUCGUGGUGGCCUAG
Molecule: messenger RNA, 1362 nt
Organism: Lipotes vexillifer (Yangtze River dolphin)
Lineage: Eukaryota; Metazoa; Chordata; Mammalia; Artiodactyla; Lipotidae
Gene: MIDN
Product: midnolin
Exons: 7
Coding region: 1-1362 (453 amino acids)
Cellular component (GO): nucleus
Molecular function (GO): protein binding
Source: RefSeq, a predicted model, not a curated record